AUGUCGUGGCUGACCAACUGGUUCGCUACUUCGAAAAUCACUUCUCUCCCACCACAGCCAGCAACAGACAAGCCACGUCUACUGGAAGAACCAGCGCCGAAACCAGAACUCCCCUCUUCCCAAACAGCGUUGACAGAGCCGCAAUCGACUCCUCAACAGGCUCCUCGGGCUGAAAGACCCCAUCGCAGCAAGGUGAUCCUGGGCGCAGGCAUUGCAUUCUUCGGACUGUCGCUUCUGAUCACACGAAGGGCGUUCGCCCGGAAAAGGUUUACAAAUCCUGGGUUCUACGCCUCGAGUCCGGAAGCUCAAGCCGAACAAGCAAAGAAAAUCAAUGGGGCCGUAGAAGCACUGGAAGCAUUGAACAUUGCCACGAUCAACGUCGCCAGCGUCGCUAUGAUUGGAACCGGCAGCGCGAUGUGGUAUUUGGACAUCAACAGUAUGGAAGAUGUUCGGCGCCUGGUGAGAGGCGGAGCAGGAGUGGACGGGACAGGGCGGACCGAAAAAGAAGCAGAAGAAGAGUUUGAAGAGUGGAUGGCAACUACUCUGGCGAGAAAAGAGAAGAAAGAAUCUGGAGCUGGCGAAAGGAAACAGUGA
Messenger RNA from Exophiala aquamarina CBS 119918, 594 nucleotides. RefSeq lists its product as uncharacterized. The record is from RefSeq and is a predicted model, not a curated record. The transcript has a single exon. Lineage: Eukaryota; Fungi; Ascomycota; Eurotiomycetes; Chaetothyriales; Herpotrichiellaceae. Gene Ontology annotation, cellular component: mitochondrion. The coding region runs from base 1 to 594 and encodes 197 amino acids.